Vollenhovia emeryi is the source of this 938-nucleotide messenger RNA. RefSeq names its product transcription factor MafK (gene maf-S). NCBI's taxonomy places the organism in Eukaryota, Metazoa, Arthropoda, Insecta, Hymenoptera, Formicidae. The transcript has 2 exons. Gene Ontology annotation, cellular component: nucleus. Gene Ontology annotation, biological process: regulation of transcription by RNA polymerase II. The coding region runs from base 174 to 566 and encodes 130 amino acids. Gene Ontology annotation, molecular function: DNA-binding transcription factor activity, RNA polymerase II-specific; RNA polymerase II cis-regulatory region sequence-specific DNA binding. The record is from RefSeq and is a predicted model, not a curated record.
GCGGGCUCGAUGUUUUCCGAACGGUAUUGACAGCAGGAAUGGCGAGCGCGUCUCCCAGGUCUGCGGGAAUGACUAAGCAUAUUUAUCGGGAAAACGCAAAAGACAGGGGGAUUCGAGCGUUUUCGAGGCUAUUUAGUUCUCGGGCGUGAAAAACCACCCGCUCGGGAAUAGCCAUGGAUGGAAAGAGAUCGAUUAAAAUGGAUCCGCUAUCACCUGGCCCAUGUUUAGACAUCAGCGACGACGAGCUCGUCUCCAUAUCGGUGCGGGACUUGAACAGGCAGUUGAAGCUACGCGGGCUGUCCAGGGAGGAGAUUGUGCGCAUGAAGCAGCGAAGGCGCACCCUGAAGAACAGAGGGUACGCGGCUAGCUGCCGCAUAAAGCGCAUCGAGCAGAAGGACGAGUUGGAGUCCGAGAAGUCCCAGGAGUAUCGCGACAUGGAGAAAAUGCAGGAGGACAACAAUCACAUGCGGGAGGAGAUUGAAUCCUGGCACUCGAAAUACCUGGCGCUCAAGAAAUUCGCCCAGGAAAAGAAGAUCAUUAUUCCGUCCGACUUGGAAAACAUGUAGAGCAGUUAGAUAUAUAUGUAUAUCGAUCGGCGCGCACAUUUAUGCGUAUAAAUGUGUGGGUACGCUACAAAUAGAUUUAACGAUAGAUUGGUUUCGUGCCGCAAUCGUUUCCAAACUUCUCUGACCUUUUUUUUCCAUAGAAAAGGCUUCAUUUUGUACAUACAAGUUAGAAGUGAAAUUAUACUCUUAAGUACUUUAAAUUAUAUAAUGUUGCUAUAUAAAAUAUUUGACGAUAUAACAUGUAACAGCGUAGGAAAUAUUGUAAGAGCGUCGAGUUUCACGGGACAAAGGCAAUACGGUGGUUUUUUUUUCCAUUGCUUUUUCAUGUAUCUUAACUUUCGGUACAUAAUAAAUGUAUUAAUCUGCCGACUA